Saccoglossus kowalevskii is the source of this 699-nucleotide messenger RNA. RefSeq names its product fucolectin-like. The record is from RefSeq and is a predicted model, not a curated record. Lineage: Eukaryota; Metazoa; Hemichordata; Enteropneusta; Harrimaniidae.
CGUCACUGUCUGUUAUAUGUAUAUAUAUCACUGAUAUAUAUAUAUAUACAAGCAAUUGCUGCUCACGCACAUCCUUAUACAGAUACUACUGUGAAACGUCUGUUUAUCUUGAAUACUAGCCAGGUAUUACUUUUCAAUAUACCCGUGCACUACUGAGUGGGUAUGACAAUGUCGCUGAUGUGGAUGUGUACGAUAACUGUUACAUCUGUCUUGCUAUUGCAAGCAACUGCAACAGAAAAUGUUGCACUAAAAGGAAUAGCAAGCCAAAUCAACACAGCUUAUAAUGGACCAGCUAACUAUGCUAUUGAUGGAAAUGAUGAUUCCAUAUAUGGUCAUAAAAGUUGUAGUCACACUGGAAAGAAAACGAACGCUUGGUGGAAAGUAGAUUUGGAAGAAACAUACUCUAUAUCUCAAGUGGUAAUAACAAAUCGACAGGAUUGUUGUUCUGAGAGAAUUGAUGGAGCUGUAGUGUUAAUUGGUGACAAUUCUGAUUUAAGCCAAAAUGUCCAAUGUGGAGAUCAAAUUGACUGGAACGCAAACACAUAUGAAGAGAAGAUCACAUUUGAUUGUCAGCUAAGUGGGCGUUAUGUUGCCGUACAACUGAAAGAUCAUAACAACUAUCUACACCUGUGUGAAGUGGAGGUGUUUGGAAAGAAACAUCACGAAAGCACUCCUUGUUCACUGAAUUGGAAAUAUUAG